UAAUUAAACAUAAUAACACGUAGUAUGGACGAGAAGUACAAAAAGUACCAGGAAUUUAGUUGGAAGGAUAGUCAAGAGUGGCAGACAUACCUGAAUGGUCUCUACCCAGUACCUCCUCUGAAGGUCUUGGAUAAAUUUAAAAAGAAGUGGUACAAGAAGAAUAUUGAUAAAGAUUUUGAUGUGAAUUAUGAUCAUGAGGACGCCAAAAGGAAUGAAAAUGCUCAGCAGCAAAGACAAGCACCUCCUCCAGGGGCCAAUCCAUAUGGGUAUGCAUACAGACAAGCUGUUCAUGAAGAGAUGCCAUCAAUCAAGCUCUAUGUUGCUGUUGCUUAUUUACUAUUUAUCUUGACAGUUCUAUUUUCAGGAAUAACUAACAAAAUAUGUCUUGCAGCAUGAGUAUUAGGCAUUUUGAACAAGACAGGACUCCCAAAAUUUAAUAUGGAUUAUCUGAGGAAAGUGAUUCCUGAGGAGCAUUUCCAUAACCUUGGAUACCUUGGUGUGAUUUUCUUCCUUGGAGGUUUCAACUUAAUUGCUUAUUCUCCUCUUUUGAUUUUCGCUUACAUUUAUGUCAGUGAUUACGCGAUGGAAUACCUUCGUCAUAGUCCAAACUCUCCAAUUCCAUCAUUUGUAAGACCAUUCUUACAGAAAGGUGUGACUAAUAAGCCGCAGCUAUUGACUCUGAAGGCAGAUCUUGAGAUCUACGUAGGAAUAUACUUAAUAAUCGGAUGGUUCUUUGGCUGGUCAAGUCUUGUCUCAAUCAUCUUCUUCUGGCAGUUCAUUAGGCUAAAGUACAUGCUGAACAACCAAACCCAACAAGCUUUUGUCAGAUUCAAGGGCUUGAUAGAUGGAUACGUUAAUGCUCCAAGUUGUCCUGGAAUCGUCAAAACCGGAUGGAGAAAAUGCCAAGAUUUAGCAGCAUGGUCUGUAAAAUUUGACCAACAACAGCAGUAGCCAAGUUCCAAAGUUUACUAAAAAUCCAAACAGAUUUCA
This is a messenger RNA of Moneuplotes crassus, 990 nucleotides long. The record is from the annotation of a GenBank genome assembly. Lineage: Eukaryota; Ciliophora; Spirotrichea; Euplotida; Euplotidae.